Molecule: messenger RNA, 1565 nt
Organism: Gigantopelta aegis
Lineage: Eukaryota; Metazoa; Mollusca; Gastropoda; Neomphalida; Peltospiridae
Product: UPF0389 protein CG9231-like
Exons: 3
Coding region: 97-549 (150 amino acids)
Source: RefSeq, a predicted model, not a curated record
AUCACGUCUGGAGGUCAAGGUUGCAAGCUGACAACAACAAGCCAGUCGCGGUCAGCUGACGUAAUUUUUCGGAACCUGCAAGAACACAAGUCCAAAAUGGCAUUUCUUAGCAAAAGCGCAUCAACAGUAAGAACACUCUGCUUGUUGAAAACUGUUGCAAACGCUGAGGUGAAAUGUUGUCAAUUAGGCAUUCAAGCUCCAGUGACAGUUUCGCAGUCGAGAAUGUGCUCAACGCUGGAUGGGCUGAAGAAGAAGCACUUGCCGACUGACUUCGACAAGAGGAUGCUGGUAUGGAGCAAAAUAUACAAGACCACAGAAGAAGUCCCAGACAGUAUUUCAUUUACCAAGAUGUCAAAGGCCAAGGAUUAUUUCCGUGUCCGAUUUGCAGCCAUAAUGUCCGUUGCUACAUUUGUUGCCAGUAUUGGUUACAUAAUCUCCGGCAAACGAGCUGUGCAGCGCGGAGAGAGCGUGUCGAGGAUGAACCUAGAGUGGCAGCAGAGGAACCGUGAUGAGGUGCAGGCCAGGAAGAGACAGGAGGGACAGCAGUGAGACAGGACACACCAGCCAGUUGAAACAGCUGAAACCAGUCUGCUUAUUUUGACAUUUAUACUUUUUGUGCAGUGGUAGACUGGAGUGAAAUGUGACCGAAUACGAUCUGAACAUCUUGUUACAAUAUUCAUCAUCAAGUGUAUAUUGGAGACCAUGUUAAGUGAUAUGAAAGCAUGCAACAUGAUAAUAUUGGAACAAGAACUGCCAGAUAAGGUCCAUUAUAAAUUUGUUUAACUUUUAAUUUUGCACUCAAGAUUUGUACAGAUUUAUGAUCCCAAUAUACUUUUAGUAUUAGCUAAGGUGUUUGUUUUUCAAUUAAUCUUUGUAUUUUGAUUAUCCAUUAAAACAAAAUUAUGAAGACAGAUUUUUAAUGAUACUAUCAUGAAUUUAAGUCUUGUUACUGUUUAAGAAAUCAUCAUUAUUUCUGUAUGACCAGCGUUUCUCCUGUAAAUGGGACAUUCAGAUGUUCCUUGUUUGACACCGUUUUAUCAGUUGGCCAUUGGCUGGGUUUGAGAUAAAUACCUGUCUGUCUCAGACACAGCCACUGGCCAUGCCAGAGACUGGCUUGAGGGUAGAGAUGCCAGAAAUGUAAUGGAUACAGUCAUGAUCAAAUUAUUUGACAUGACUUGCCGAGUAUAAUCAAUGAACUUUUAUUUUUAUUUUUAGUUUAAUUUACAUUUCUCAGAUCUAAGUUUGUUUCAGCAAUUGUCCAGACCUUGUUUUGCUUAUGCAACUGCAGUUGAUCUUUGUCUAUUUCUCGAAUCUUGUUUUUGUUUCUUGGAUUCAACUUAGCUCAGUAUGGUUAUCAUUUGUAUUGUGAUGUAUUGUCUACUCUGUGUUAGGUGGUGUGGAUAAUGUUCAAACUAAUUGUCAUUCUUAGCAGAUUGUUAUUAAACUAGAAUUAUAUAAAACAUGGAUACAGUAUUGAAAGCGUCAAAACCACGUUUCAUUCAAUACCAUCCAUUUGAAUGUGUAUUAAUAAAUUAGAUUUUGAAAAUAAAUAUUUCCUAACAUAA